GGUGUCGCUUGUGCUGUUUGGGGCUCGUACUGCGCAGCCGCAGACCGCGUGAGGAAGAUGGUGCUCGUUAAGGAAUACCGUGUUGUGUUGCCAGUCUCUGUGGAAGAGUAUCAAGUAGGCCAGCUGUAUUCUGUGGCUGAGGCAAGUAAGAAUGAGACAGGAGGAGGAGAAGGCAUUGAGGUGCUGAAAAAUGAGCCGUACGAGAAGGAUGGGGAGAAGGGACAAUACACACAUAAAAUCUACCAUUUAAAGAGUAAAGUUCCAGGAUAUGUGAAGAUGAUUGCACCAGAGGGAGCAUUAGUUUUUCACGAAAAAGCAUGGAACGCUUAUCCAUACUGUCGCACAAUUGUGACGAACGAGUAUAUGAAGGAUGACUUUAUGAUAAAGAUCGAGACAUGGCACAAACCUGACAUGGGAACAGUAGAAAAUGUACAUGACCUAGAUGAACAGACAUGGAGCACUGUAGAGGUUGUGCAUAUAGAUAUUGCAAACAAAGAAGAAGUGGCCCUCGGGGACUAUAAGCCAGAAGAAGAUCCAGCUCUUUUCCACUCAGCAAAGACCAGUAGAGGACCUUUAGGUCCUGAAUGGAAGAACGAGCUGAUGUCAGACUGUCCUUACAUGUGUGCUUACAAACUGGUCACUGUCAAGUUCAGAUGGUGGGGUCUGCAAACUAAAGUGGAAAACUUUAUCCACAGGCAAGAAAAGCGUAUUUUCACCAACUUUCACCGUCAGUUGUUCUGCUGGAUUGAUAAAUGGGUGGGUUUGACCAUGGAGGACAUCCGGCGGAUGGAAGAGGAAACUCAAAAAGAGCUUGAGGAGAUGCGUCAGAAAGGUGAUGUUCGAGGCACUUCUGCAACAGACGAGUAGAGGCACUGCACUGUAGGUGAAAAACUAGAGGCAGGCUGACUGCGUAAAACAGGUCCGAUUCGAGGCACCAGUGCUGCUUAUGAGCAGUGAGGCAAAUCAACCACACCCUCUUACAAUGAUGUCAUCAGAGACGCACCCACCCCGCUGAAGAAGUGGCCCUGAUGUCGCCUCCUCUUGUCCUGUCUCAUGUGAUUCAUUAGGGGUGUGUGUGUGGGGGGGGUGGGGGGUAAUUGGGUAACAGUACUGUACAGAUCCUACUCCAGUCACAACCUCCUAUAAACACAGAAAUCAAAACAAAUAAAAAGGGUGUUUGCAUACAUGUAGACAAAAAAUAUUUGCACAGAACUUAAAUUGCCUGUAAUGUAAUUGUUUGAUUCUUCCAAUGGGCUUGUUUUUAAAUCAGAUGUGUAAGCCAAGACUCUGAAAGUCAAGCCUUUUAAAUUAGAAUGUUGUUUUUAGCUUCACUGGUUUCCAAACAAAAAAAAAGUUAUUUUAAACUGAUACUGGAGCGUUUGUGUCCCUGCCCUAUCUUGUAGUAUGAGUCUAAUUUAUUCCAUGUCUCUCGUCAGUAUUGUCUGUAUAUUUUGUUCUUGUGGAUGUUUUGUUAAACUCCUGCUUCAUC
Messenger RNA from Austrofundulus limnaeus, 1489 nucleotides. Its product is annotated as phosphatidylinositol transfer protein beta isoform. Gene Ontology annotation, cellular component: cytoplasm. NCBI's taxonomy places the organism in Eukaryota, Metazoa, Chordata, Actinopteri, Cyprinodontiformes, Rivulidae. The coding region runs from base 58 to 867 and encodes 269 amino acids. Gene Ontology annotation, molecular function: phosphatidylcholine binding; phosphatidylinositol binding; phosphatidylinositol transfer activity. The transcript has 12 exons. Gene Ontology annotation, biological process: phospholipid transport. The record is from RefSeq and is a predicted model, not a curated record.